Messenger RNA from Kalmanozyma brasiliensis GHG001, 3753 nucleotides. RefSeq names its product Acyltransferase 3. Bases 1 to 3753 code for a protein of 1250 amino acids. The transcript has a single exon. Gene Ontology annotation, molecular function: acyltransferase activity, transferring groups other than amino-acyl groups. NCBI's taxonomy places the organism in Eukaryota, Fungi, Basidiomycota, Ustilaginomycetes, Ustilaginales. The record is from RefSeq and is a predicted model, not a curated record.
AUGGUCAAGGCAAUCGCUCUUUUCACCACCGCCGUCCUGGCCCUGUCCAGCAUCAACCUCGGCGUUAAGGCAGACUGCGAGUGUGGUUACUUGGAUCCUUCCACCAACCAUCUCUGGACCGAUGCCGCUUUCUCCUUCUUCAACGAGACCGGUCUCGAUGACAUUGUCAUGAACCCCGCCAAGUCGCCCAAGCCCAACGGAAACGAGAUUGUCGGCGACACGGGCGAUGGCCAGCAGACCUGGUCUGCGGUCGGCAACCACAUCAAUCCUUACGAGGAGUCGUUUGGUGCCACCUAUCUCAGUGCAGUCAGCUACAACACCACGUACAUUGACAACCGCACCUCGUCCGAGGGUAUCGCUAUGGAGGUCUCGCCCGCCAACCAAAAGACCCACGUUGUCAACGGCUCCACCAUCGUCACCCGACGUCGCGAUAUCCUCUACGGCUCCUUCCGUGCCAACAUCAAGCCUCCCUUCAUCAACCCCAUUCCCGGAUCGGACAAAGGCUACGGCUCCGGAUUCGAGUUUACCGUCGCCUACAACGACUCGGAGCGCAUGCACGUCAACAUCCUCACCCACGACUACAUGCCCAACUCGACGCUUGGCUGGUCCUUUGCCGCUGCCAGGUGGGAUGACAGCCCGGUGACGAACAACCUCACCUACUUCCAGAACUUCACCCAGACCAACUCGACCGACUUCCUCGAGCACCGCAUGGAAUGGCUCAACGAGACCGUCAUCCAGUACAAGAACAACGCCGCGAACAGGUCCGUGGGCUUCUUCGAGUUCAAGAAGGGUCAGAACACCAGGAACCUGCCCACCACUCCCGCGCCUGUAUCUCUCCAGGCAUGGGCCAAUGGUGAGCCUUCCUCGUCGCAGGGUCCUCCCACCUACGAGCCCAACGUUGCCCGUGUCAUGUACACGCGCUUCUUCUUCAACUCGUCGCGCAUCGAGCGUCACGACCAGUUCGUCUCGCAGUGUGCUGCUGCUGCUUCGUCCGCCAAGCCGGUCUGCAGCACCGAGGACCCCACGCUCAGGACAAGCACCCCCUUCGACUUGGCUGCCACCGAGCAGUUCAAGCCCAAGAAGGACAAGUUCAAGGUCCCCAUCUGGGCCGUCGUCAUCGAGCUCUUCUUCCUCACUGUGCUCAUCAUCACCCUCGUCCACGGUCUUUACAUCCGUAAGAUCAAGGACGCCGAGAAGAAGCGCAAGGCUGCUGCUCUUUCCCUCGCCGCGGAGGAGGAGAAGAAGCAGGCUGCUCUUCUGGAGUACGACGACAUCUCCGAAGCCACCGACUCGCCCCGCUCCAAGGCUGCCGCCGACUUUGAGAAGCCCUACAAGCAGAUCUGGGCGGUUCCCGAGUUGGUCAACGACUGGGACUCGGAUGGCGAGAGUGACAUUGACGAGGACGACGCUCGCUUCUGGGAGUCGGUCGACGUCAUGCGCAGCAAGGACUACAAAGAUGACCGGGAGGAAGGCGAGCCUGGUCUGCCCCAGUUUGACGACCCUACCGCCAUCAAGCCUACGGCCAGCGUCGAUGACAUGGAUGACUACAAGCACGUUCCCACCCACGACGUCGACGACGCUGCGCCGCCGGCUCGCAACACGUUCCUGUCGCGCUUCGACGAGCAGAGUGGCAACGAGGCCAGCCGCGAUCCCCUCGUCCGCAGCAACAGCGCCACCCGCGGUGCUGCGCAGUUCAACCUGGUCAACCGUCCCAACUUCCCACGUCAGAGCUCCAACAUGCGUCAGCAGAUGGCGGGUCGCAUGACCCACAACACUCCGUACGGCUCGACCCCUGGCGGUGACGGUGUCGGUGGCAGCCCUCGCUUCGAGCACUUCCAGGAGGAGGUGGAGGAGCUGGACGGUGGCAGCAGCCCUACCUCGAGCAACAGCAACAACGGCAGCUACCCGCCUGUUCGACCCGACUUUAGCCGUUUCGACAGCUACGAGUCGGACAUCCAGGUGCCCACGCACUCGCACGAUGCCGCUCGUACGCAGCGCUACCUCCAGGACAGCAGCAGCAACGUCAGCCUGCCCUAUGUCGCUCCCAAGUUUGCCUCUUCCACCGGCGGGCUGGGUCUCCACUCGGCCAACCACUCGACCGCCUCGUUGCUCAACUACACUGGCUCGGGCGGUGGCAACCAGACGGGCGUCGGUGCUAGUCACGGCUACUCUUCCUCGGUCAACAUCAACUGGGACACGCAGCCGCGCAUCAUCCAGUGGAACAAGCGUAAGAGCGUCGGUGUCGAUCUGGCCAUUGGACAGCUCGCUCAGCCGGCGAUGGGUGACAAGAACGCCGCGCGUCGUCUCUCGACCGUCGUCGUGCCCGCGCCCAACAACGGCCACUCGUUCUUCACCAUCAUCUACCAGCGCGUCUACGGCUGGUUCUUCAUCACCGGCGACGGCAUGAAGACCGCGGCGGGUGACGCGCGUAUCGACUACCUCGACGGCAUGCGUGGUUUCGCCUGUCUCUUCGUCUCGCUCGGCCACUUUAUCCUCAUGUUCUGGAACUCGAUGGCCAACCACUACGGUCCUCACCACUACCACUACUUUGAGCUGUGGAUCCGCAUGCUCUUUGGGCCCAUCGUCAUCAACGCGGGUCUGGUGCUGGGUAUCUUCUUCGUGCUCCCCUCGCGUACCAUGGGUUCGCGCUAUCUCGUCAAGGGCGGCGUUCAGUCGCUGGCCGACAACUCGGUGCGUCGUAUGCCGCGUCUCAUCAUUCCAUGUGUCGGCGCCGUGCUGUGCAACUACAUGAUGAUCGACGUCGGCGCGUACAAGUGGGUGGCCCCGUCCAACUCGCUCACCUGGUCCACCUGGUCUUACUUCCAGAACUACGACAACGUGCUCGACUUCCUCAACUCGUUCAUCGCGCUCUGGUUCGCCGGUCCUCCCGAUCAGCCGGCGCUCGUCACGCGCUACGCCACCGGUGUGCUGUGGACCAUCCCCGUUAUCGUGCAGGGUGCCUGGACGUGUAUGCUCUGCGCCGUCUUUGCCCACGAGAUCAAGACCACCUGGAAGCGCUUCUUCUUCUACUUCCUGUGCAUCCUUCUCUCGUGGUACGCCCAGACGUGGGAUCUCUACUUCAUGGCCGGUCUCGUGAUCGCCGAUCUGGACAUCAACCUCAAGUACCGCAAGUGGGGCGAGAUGGGGAUUCCGCUCUUGCCCAAGGCGUAUGCCAAGCUGCUUCGCAUCCCGGAGCGUGUCCGUCAACGAUUCGCGCUUAAGGGCAAGUCGAUCGCCUGGGGCUUCUUCCUCGCGUGCUGCGUUCAGGAGUGGCUCAUGUACAUCCCCGGUGCGCCCGCCGAGAACUUCGACACGUGGGAGGUCGGUGUCCACCCCAACUUCUACAACUCCCGCCCCAACGAGUGGAACAACGAUGUCGGCUACAAGUACCAACGUCCCCGAACUUCGGCCUGGUUCUUCGUCAUGUCGAUCUUCAUCCUCGCCGACCACUCGCAGGCCUUCCGCCAGGUGUUCAAGCUCCGUAUCUGGUCUUUCCUCGGAAAGCACUCGAUGGCCUACUUCUUGCUGCACGGCAUCAUCUUCUGGACCUGGGGCUCCUGGUUGUGCGUCCACAUGCUCACCGCCGGCAUCAACUACUUUGCUACCGUCAUGGUCGUCUUUGUCACCUGCUACAUCUUGUUGACCGUCUUCUGCAUCGCUUUCACCUACACCUUCGAGUACUGGGGCAUCAUCGCAUCCAAGGCCUUCUGGCGUGCUACCUCCGGCAACCUCGGUCGUCGCGCCGGCGCCUGA